AUGCCCUCCAUGGUGGUCCCCAAAGCUUUUCGCUCAGCCUCAGCCGCCAAUUGCCGCGUCCAGAUCUCUGCCUUACAGCGUAGGCGGUCCUACUUCUCCAUUCACCAUCCCGAUCCUCCUCCAUUCCUCGAACCUCAAGAUCGAAUCCUUUCCGCUGCCAUCUCCCACGUGCCGAAUCACGGUUUCACAGACGAAGCGCUGGCUUUGGGUGCGAAAGAUGCAGGAUACCUGGAUGUCACCGCCCAGCUCUUCCCCCGUGGGGUGUUUGACCUCAUCCAUUAUCAUCUCGUAACGCAAAGACUUGCGCUGAAGAACAAUGUACAAUUCCCACCCGGUGUCAAUCUUGGCUUGGGGGCCAAGGUCAGAACAUUGACGAUGGCACGGUUGAGAGCAAACGCAGGCAUCAUACACCAAUGGCAAGGGGCGCUCAGCUAUAUGUCUCUCCUCGGAAACAUUCCAGCUUCGCUGAAAGAACUCAACGCCCUUUCUGACGAAAUCUGGUACCUUGCCGGCGAUGGUGCUGUCGAUUUCUCCUGGUAUACGAAACGAGCGUCUCUUGCGGCCGUCUAUGCAAGCUCGGAAAUGUUCAUGACGACCGAUACUUCCAGAGAUUUUGCCCUGACGGAGGAAUUUCUCGAUCGCCGACUGAAAGAUGUACAAAACGUGGGCAGGACUCUAGGAGGUGUCUCACAGUACAUCGGCUUUUGGGCCGGUAACAGCGUCAACUUGGCCAGGUCUUGGGGAAUGAAGAUAUAA
This is a messenger RNA of Rhinocladiella mackenziei CBS 650.93, 756 nucleotides long. Its product is annotated as rpsU-divergently transcribed protein. Gene Ontology annotation, cellular component: mitochondrial inner membrane. Gene Ontology annotation, biological process: ubiquinone biosynthetic process. The transcript has 2 exons. Bases 1 to 756 code for a protein of 251 amino acids. Gene Ontology annotation, molecular function: lipid binding. The record is from RefSeq and is a predicted model, not a curated record. NCBI's taxonomy places the organism in Eukaryota, Fungi, Ascomycota, Eurotiomycetes, Chaetothyriales, Herpotrichiellaceae.